Pelmatolapia mariae (spotted tilapia) is the source of this 1218-nucleotide messenger RNA. RefSeq names its product protein naked cuticle homolog 2. NCBI's taxonomy places the organism in Eukaryota, Metazoa, Chordata, Actinopteri, Cichliformes, Cichlidae. The transcript has 10 exons. Bases 1 to 1083 code for a protein of 360 amino acids. The record is from RefSeq and is a predicted model, not a curated record. Gene Ontology annotation, cellular component: cytoplasm. Gene Ontology annotation, biological process: negative regulation of Wnt signaling pathway.
AUGGGCAAAUUCCAGUCCAAACACGCUUCGAAGCCCAGGCAGAGUCCAGAAGGACGGAGUUUGGCUUCCAGUGUGCUGAGAGAGUCGCAGAGUAGCCACAUAUGCAGAAGAAAGCUGACAGAGAACUUGUAUGUGGAAUUGAGGAAAAGCACUUCUGAUCAUAACUGCGACAUGAAGGUGGUUCAGCCACCAGAAGAAGAGAAGACGCCCGAUAAAGGGACCAAUUUUCACUUCAAAUGCAAGAAGGAAACAAAGAGGAGGAGCAGCCGUGCUGCUGUGAGUGAGGGCAUGGAGGGUAACGUGCUGCCUGGAGACGACUCUCAGCAGGAGUGGACCUUCACACUGUACAAUUUUGACAACACAGACGAGGUCACGAAAGAGGACAUGUCCAGCCUGAUGCACUCCGUGUUUGAGGUUUUAGAGACAUCGGUGAAGCAGCCUUGCAGUGGCACUAGGCCCCUCAGGAUCAAGCUAGCUGUAACUUCCUCACAUUUUCCAAGCAAGAGCUCAAACACAGAUGCAGAGCAGGAGCAGAGUGGAUCUCAGGAGGCCGGACGUCCAAUGAGAAGGCUCUUCUGUGUGUAUGAAAACAAAGAGCGCAGAAAGCACUACCAGGAUCUAGCUGGCAUUGAAAAUUAUGCCUCCAAGUUUGACAAUCCAGACUCACCUCCUCUUCAGCACCAUCUAGUGGUGCACUGUGAGAACUCUGUGCAUUCUGAGUCACCUCAAGACCUCCGUGUUGUUCACUCCAUGAGAAGCAGAUCCAUGUGUGAUAGGACCAGAGCUGAGAGAAAGUCCUGCAGGCUGCAUGGUCGGCACCCUGCUUCGUGGUGCCAUCCUACCCAGACUCUCCUUCGAGCCUCCCAGAGCCUCCCGCGUCGCUCCCAUAGCAGGAAGCUUCACUCCACGGUACAACAUUCUGCCUCGCCCCGUACACACGCUGGCUUCCAGUCACAGCCAGGACAAGACAGGGAGACGUUUUACAGCCUUCAGCCCUCCUGUGGUGUCCCGCUGGCCCAGAGACAUGAGCACCAUCACUUCCAUGAGCAUCAUCACCAUCAUCACCACUACCACCCAUCAUAACCUCAUGUGAUACACAUAUAAGACAGAGCAAAACACCCAGAGAGACAGCAACAGAAGAUACCAACGGAACAGCAGCUACAAAAGAGACAAGACGCUGAAUCAAAUACAUACCAACACACACAAAAAAAACUAAAG